AAAAGUGAGAAAAAAAUCAUCAUAUGGGCCUUUAAAAAAGUGAGGAACUUUGUCUUACCGAAAUACAGGCCCUUUAAGCAACCAGUCCCUGACUUGAAGACUAACCCCUCGUUUCCUAACUCCAGUCCUGGAGGCACUGCAGUUUUAGCGUUUUCCCUGUAACCUAGCACCAUCUGAGCUGACCAGAUAAUAAAAUUCUUCUUGAGCCGAAUCAGGUGUGUCUGAGCAGGUAGAUUAACAGGACUUAAGUUGGGAAACCACUGCAGUCACAGAACUGAUGCUCUGUAGUGCGCAUGCGCGACAGCCUCACUCCCUCACAUCCAGUGUUCGAGCUACACUAUCGCGGAAGUCAGAGACAUGACGCAUGCAGUCAGAUGGGCAGUCAGAAAUAAACAAACCAUCGGAACAAUAAGGUUUGGAUUAAUGGUUCUCUCCAUCAUGCUGGUGGUGGUGGGCUGGUUUCAGUUUGCGUGUGUCUGAGCUCCACUGGCCCGCUGGGAUGAACAUGCCACUGCAUCAGAUCUCUGUCAUCCCCCGGGAUGUCACUUCCUCCAGGGGGUCCGGCAGCAGCGGGAAAGCUAAGGACAAAGACCGGGACAAACAAAAUGACAAGCCACUGGGUCAUUCUGCAAGCAGGUCCAGCAACAUUUCAAAGGCAGGGAGUCCGACUUCUGUUAACGCCCCCUGCAGCUUCUCCCGGACUUCAGUCACACCUUCGAACCAGGACAUCUGCAGCUCUAAUGGUGGCAAUCGAGUUCAAGCUGCGCAGACCGCUGUGGUUCUGCUGAACUCUGACGGCAAAGGCUUGGUGUCGCAGAGCGUCACCAUGACGACCUUGUGUCUCGACUCCCCCGCCAAACCCAAAAAUAAGACAGCAUUCGGAGCGGAGUGGCUCUCGCUGCUGAAGCCUUCAGUUGGCCUCAGGCCGAACAGCGGAGCUCUCAAGUUCUCAAAGUCCUUGAACGAUGUGGGCCAGAAGAUGGACGGCCUGUGCAGCGGCCUGCACUUCAUCGACCGCACAUGCUCAGAGGGUGAACUGGGCCCAGAAACAGAACCAAAAGCUCUCAAUGGCAAACCGGCCAACCUGCCCUCUCCCCCAUUACCCUCCCAGCCUCUGUCCCUCUCCAGCACCUGCGCCUAUGGAGGCAGCAUUGGGCCAGAGCGUUGUUCCCAAACCUCCGAGCUUCAGAAAAGCUCCAACUUGCUGCGCUUCCUUUUCCCGUUCCCUCGCUCAUCCACAGCGGGCAGUCUGCAGGCCGGGGAACUGACCGGCUACAUCACCAAAUCGUCCAGCGCCCUGCUGGAGGCCUGCGGCGAGGAGAUGGGUGACGACGAGGUAUUCGAGGAUGACCCGUCCCAGUGGAGGCCACUAAAGGCUGAGGAGCGACGCGCCCCGCUGUGCUCGCUUGAAGAGGACAGCGACUUGGACCGAUGCUCCUCACCACUGUCCGAAAAAGCAGCACCUCUCUCACCGUACUCUCUGUCCGGAGACUGCUGCAGGAUCUGUCACUGCGAAGGUGAUGAUGAGAGUCCGCUGAUCAUGCCUUGCCACUGCACGGGUAGUCUGCGCUUCGUGCAUCAGGCAUGCCUGCAGCAGUGGAUCAAAAGCUCCGACACGCGCUGCUGUGAGCUCUGCAAGUUUGAGUUCAUCAUGGAGACCAAACUGAAGCCUCUGCGGAAGUGGGAGAAGCUGCAGAUGACUGCGAGCGAGAGGAGGAAGAUCAUGUGCUCGGUCACUUUCCACGUCAUUGCCAUCACCUGCGUGGUGUGGUCACUGUACGUCCUGAUUGACCGCACUGCAGAGGAGAUCAGACAAGGGAUACUUGAAUGGCCUUUCUGGACCAAGCUCGUGGUGGUGGCCAUCGGCUUCACUGGCGGACUGGUGUUCAUGUAUGUACAAUGCAAAGUCUACAUUCAGCUGUGGAAGAGACUCAAGGCCUACAACAGAGUGAUAUAUGUGCAAAACCGCCCAGAGACCUAUAAAAAGAUUGUUUUUGAGAAACCUGCAUUUAUGGAGCCAAACCUGGACAACAAAGAGGCUCUCGGGCUGGCGCAGUCGGACACAAACUCUUCCCAGUACACAGAGACAGAGGACUACAGCAUGGAGAUACUGCACGUGUGACCCACCCUGUCCACUAUAAUCCCUCCCAUCCCCCCACCAACUUCCAGGGGACCAGAAGAUGCUUUGCCUCCUCCAGGCCACCGGUGACGCCACACAGCACUGGACAGAGUGGCUGAGACGGAACUUCUGUUGUUUAGGUGUUACUUUCUCUUCGUUUGUCUGUUCUGUUCCUGUCAGUUGUUGGCUGACCAUUAUGAAUCGGUGUGCGCCAGAAGCGACUACUGCCAUUGUACUGCUGUCGUACGAGAUGUGAAAACCGCCAGUCGAGCUGUGUGUGCGCAUCUGCACUCGCCGUGUGUGUGUGAGUAUGUGUCUCUGUGCCGGUUCUAAUGGAGUCCUUAACAAUGCAUUUAAGCACUUUUUUAGUUCCCUGUUCUAAGGCUCCCCUGUUUUAAUAUCCAUAUAUUUCUCUUUAUACGUGUGGUAUGAAAAGAUAUGAGGAAAAAAUACAAGCUUGAAAUUUUGAAAGCUUUUCUCACAUUUUAUAUGAUGAUAUGAUAGAUGACAUUUGUAUUCCCACACAACCUUCGGAUGGAAAAAAGGAAUUUGGAGGGAAAUGGCCGUCUUUUUAUUAUCAUCAUUCCAUAUUUUCUGACUUCGGGCCGUAUCAGAUGAAUGGGUUAUUAACUUUUUGUUCUUCUUUCUUGUUUGUUUUAUUUGACCUGUAAUUUAUUCUAUGUGUGUUAUUGAAUCAAAGCAAAUUUAAUUGAGUUUAUCUUCAUCUUACUAAGGGCUAGAUUCACUAAAGCCAUUUGCACAUGUUAAAAGUCUUAGCACUAGCAAAUACAUUAACAUACUGUAACUUUUGACUGGGUCACAUUGACCAGUCACUAGCUAUGGUGCUGUUUUUGUACAUGCUAAAAACUUUGCACAAGCUGAAGACUUUAGUAAAUCAGCCCUUAAAUGUACCCUCCGAGGGCUCUAGAAUGUAGACUACUUUUUAAAAAAAUACCAUCUAGGACAUUUUUGUGCAGAGAGGGGCAUUUCUUGUAGCACCACUCAACUUGUUUUCUAUGCUUGAAUGACACUUUAUAUUCAGUCUUUAUUUUGAUCACCUUCCUUUAAUGAAAUAUAUCCUUGGGUGGAAAAUGCAACUUAUUUUUCUCACCCUAACCAGGCAUUUAUUACUUAAAGGUUUCAUUUAGAUUUUCUGCAUAUUUUGUAUUCGAGCAAGACUCUCCUGUCCCAUAUUAUAAUUAAGAUAUGCUAUCGCAUGUGGCAUAAUGGCUUGACGUAACACACUUAAACGGCAGGUUUCAAUUGUAUCCUCGACUCAUUUUGUCAUUCUUUUUCAUCAUCCUUAGUUUAUACAUCGUUUUGUUUCUAAAGUUGAUCCUGCAGCUGUUCAGAUGUCAAAACCAUCUUCAGAAAAGGUGUUAAAUUUGUCAGCUUUGCAAAUACAUUGUGUUUACUUGUUUGUAUGGUGGCAGAAAGGGUGGCAAAUUUCCCAAGGCAGUGCUUUCUACUUCUACUCUUGAGGCUUUCAGUAUGUUGUAAGGAUAUGAUAUAUACUGUAUGAUGUAAAGGCUGAGAAAUUGCCAUGUCAGCUUAGCACCAUUUCCGCAUGUAGCAAAUGUUUUUGACAUAAUAUGGCGCAUUUAUCUCCCUAACAAUAUGAUGAUUUCAGAAUGUGAAACAAUGUGGGUUUACUUGAAAUCAGAACUUGAAAGAAUACUCCUGCCAUCUAGUGACACUUGGCAGGUUAUACCUUUGUAAUAGAUACUUUAAUGUACCAAAACUGCUCUGUGCAAUUUGACCAAGAGAAAAAGUGCAGAUAAAGUUUGUUGAUGGGAUCGUACUUGCAGGCCUCCCUGUUUCUCUCCUUGUUUCACAAAGAUUUCUUACUUUUGCUGUAUUUAAUAGCAGUGACCCAGCAUAACCUCAUAAAGAAUUCCCAUUUUUUGCAAAUAACACUACAUGUUCACAGAUUUGAUUUUGCACAGGUAGUAAAAUUUGUACUUGCACCAAAUGAGCUCCUCUUGUAUAAGAUAAUGAGGUUGUGUUGGGCAGAUGGGACCUUACCAUUGACUUUCCUUGAGCUUUGCUACAUGAUGAAUGCAGGAAUGCCCUUUAUAAAGCUUGCACACCCUAAUGAGCUCGGUUUUACGUAAAUGCAGCCUGGCGUCUUUUUUAUGUUAGAUUUUACUUCACAAUUAACGAUCAGUGUACUGAUGGAUUUUUGACGACAUUACAGAUGAAUAGGAGCUGGCUCCUUUAACCUAACAGCAGCAUGGGACCCCUAAGCAUUGAUGUGUAAUCAACUUCAAACUGUGAUACUUCAUCAUUAUUUGGACAAAAUAGGAUUUGGAAAAUUUCUACAUUGUGACUCAGCUGCAUAUUUGGCCUUGUGGGGAAUAUCCUUCACUGAAUUGCUGCACUGCGUCCUGUUUGUUCAGCUCUGAUCUGUUUGAAAGCGCAGUAGCAGUAUUGUUUGUCUUUUCAUUGUAGUACCGUUCUCAAGGUUGCCUGUAGUUCUGGCGGUCAUUUGGCUGAUCACUCUUUAAUUAACAUACACCCGGACGAUUCAGAUGUGCUUAGAAAGUGUUUCUUGCAUAAAACUGCAGUGCAUUACUACUGAAUCGACUUGAACAUAGUCAACUUGACUGUUUUCUGCCCCUCCAUCUUAUUCCAUUUUUUCUCUCUGUGAAUUUUCUUUCAAUAGUAAAUGUAAUUUUUGUAAAAACUGUUUUUAAUGAACUAUUGAUGUGUUUUGAUUUGUUUGAUUACCCAUAUUUGAGCAAGCGUAUAUAGACUGAAAAACAACCAAAUAAAAUGAAGUAAACCUAUACAUUCUUGCAAAUAUGAUGCUUGUUGUUUUUGCCAGACUCUGUGCUCCCGUUAUAUCAGCGGUGGUUGCGAUACUGCCUAAAAGAUUCAAACUGUCACCAUCGUUUCCUGGAACAUCCUUAAAUUUCCUCAAGGCCGUUAUAUGUCAGCAAGGAAGGCCUUUCAUGAACACUGUGUCAAAAUAAGCGACGAAGCAGUGGAACUGAAUGAGCAUUUCACAUUGUCGUGGCUUUCUCAGUAGCUAAAUAUGGUUUUGUGAAAUUGAAAAGACUGUAAUUUACAUGUAUAGUUUUGUAUUUUAUGUAUCUUUAUAAUUUUCUCUCAGUAUUAUCACACUUUUAGGAGGUUGACUUUAAGUUUCUUAAUUGAGAUGUAAGUGACUAUGUUGUGUCGUGUUUUUAAGGGGAGAUGAAAUGGAGCAAUAAAAUAAAACCUUAAUCAAAAAA
This is a messenger RNA of Colossoma macropomum (tambaqui), 5355 nucleotides long. RefSeq names its product membrane-associated ring finger (C3HC4) 8 (gene marchf8). The transcript is spliced from 8 exons. Gene Ontology annotation, cellular component: early endosome membrane; lysosome; late endosome membrane. The record is from RefSeq and is a predicted model, not a curated record. Lineage: Eukaryota; Metazoa; Chordata; Actinopteri; Characiformes; Serrasalmidae. Gene Ontology annotation, biological process: antigen processing and presentation of peptide antigen via MHC class II; protein polyubiquitination; immune response. Gene Ontology annotation, molecular function: MHC protein binding; zinc ion binding; ubiquitin protein ligase activity. The coding region runs from base 500 to 2122 and encodes 540 amino acids.